Capsella rubella is the source of this 1217-nucleotide messenger RNA. RefSeq lists its product as uncharacterized. The coding region runs from base 28 to 1050 and encodes 340 amino acids. The transcript is spliced from 12 exons. The record is from RefSeq and is a predicted model, not a curated record. NCBI's taxonomy places the organism in Eukaryota, Viridiplantae, Streptophyta, Magnoliopsida, Brassicales, Brassicaceae. Gene Ontology annotation, cellular component: chloroplast.
AUAAGAAGAAGAAGGAAAAAAAAAUCGAUGGCGGGGAUGCUAGUGAACAAUAUCCACCUCCCUCAGCCUCCGGUUCUCCGAUCGGCUCUUUCUUCUUCCCGAAGAAGUUCAGUUCGAACCCUAGUUAUGGUUAAAGCUUCCUCUGGACCUUCUGAUUCUGGAGGCUCAGUGUCUACGAAGGCCAGUGACGACACUGGAGGAGGUGUUGUAUUCACUGCUCCUCCUGGUUUCAAGCCACCAGAGCCGAAACGGUUCGCUAUAAAAUCGGGUAAACUCUUCGAUGUCUUGGGUGCUUCCAUUGGUUUGCUUUUCCGAUUCGGCACUGGCGUUUUCGUUUCUGGGUACUCUGCCUCUUUUGUGUCCAAGGAAGAUAUUCCAGCUGAUAAGUAUGCCUUGCGUUUAGGGGGGAUCACGGUAAAGGAGACCUCAAAGCUCGGCCCUCGCCCUGAGAAACCUAUUGAGAUAUAUGAGUUUGAAGGCUGUCCCUUUUGCCGGAAGGUCAGGGAAAUGGUUGCAGUGUUGGAUCUUGAUAUUUUGUACUAUCCCUGUCCAAGAGGGAGUCCAAAUUUCCGUCCCAAGGUUAAACAGAUGGGUGGAAAACAACAGUUUCCAUACAUGGUUGAUCCCAAUACAGGAGUGUCCAUGUACGAAUCAGAUGGAAUCAUCAAAUAUCUAUCUGAGAAAUAUGGAGAUGGAACAGUUCCUUUAAGUCUGUCACUUGGUGCUUUAACGGCUAUAACAGCUGGCUUAGCAAUGAUAGGUCGUGCGGGAAAGGGUAACUUGUACACACCAGCAAAACUCCCACCUAAGCCACUUGAAUUCUGGGCAUAUGAGGGUUCUCCAUUCUGCAAGCUUGUACGUGAAGUUCUUGUAGAACUGGAGUUGCCACACAUUCAGCGCAGCUGUGCUCGCGGUAGCCCCAAACGGCAGGAAUUGCUCGAGAGAGCUGGUCACUUUCAGGUGCCAUACCUGGAAGAUCCAAACACUGGAGUUGCGAUGUUUGAAAGUGCUGAAAUCGUUGAAUAUCUUAAGCAAACUUACGCUGCUUAAGUUUUCUUCUUCCUCACUCUAUACGUAUAGGUACAUCAAAUAUGUGAAAUGUGUAUGAACAGCUACUAACUGCUCCAAGAAUAAACUUGAAGGUCAGUUAUGUGUAGGGUUGAAAUGUGUACUAAGCCAAAUUUUAGUGACAUUAAUUCAAACUCUGAUCGUCCAUC